CAUGCGCAGUAGUGUCAGGCGGGGUCGCGCACGGGCGGGUGCACCGCAGGCUCGGAGUAUUUCCGGAGAUAGCGGCCGCCAUGGAGACCCCGGGCCGGAGGGACAAAUCCAAAGCCAGGGACGCGCUGUCCCGCCUGGAGAAAGCCAAACAGAAGAGCGCCCAGCAGGAGCUGAAACAGCGGCAGCGAGCGGAGAUUUACGCACUGAACAAGGUGAUGACGGAGCUGGAGCAGCAGCAGUUUGAAGCGUUUUGUUCGCAGAUGCAGACGUCCAGCAAAUAACCCCCCCCCCCCCCUCUGCCAUGUCUCUGCCCGCGGACUCGGCGCUGCCAGUGGCCGCAGUCUGUGUUCUCUUGUAACCACUACUGAUCUCACAUCUGUCUGCAAUUAAAUCACAUUUUGCUCUC
Messenger RNA from Pseudophryne corroboree (corroboree frog), 406 nucleotides. RefSeq names its product small vasohibin binding protein (gene SVBP). The record is from RefSeq and is a predicted model, not a curated record. Bases 81 to 281 code for a protein of 66 amino acids. Lineage: Eukaryota; Metazoa; Chordata; Amphibia; Anura; Myobatrachidae. The transcript has 2 exons. Gene Ontology annotation, cellular component: apical part of cell. Gene Ontology annotation, biological process: negative regulation of protein ubiquitination; protein secretion.